Polyodon spathula (Mississippi paddlefish) is the source of this 822-nucleotide messenger RNA. Its product is annotated as enkurin-like. The coding region runs from base 1 to 822 and encodes 273 amino acids. The record is from RefSeq and is a predicted model, not a curated record. The transcript has 5 exons. NCBI's taxonomy places the organism in Eukaryota, Metazoa, Chordata, Actinopteri, Acipenseriformes, Polyodontidae. Gene Ontology annotation, molecular function: calmodulin binding. Gene Ontology annotation, cellular component: acrosomal vesicle.
AUGAAGCAGACAGGCUUUUGUGGAAGAAUCUUGGGGAGGCCUUCAUGCGGCAGUGCAUUGAAAAAGGCUGAAGAUGAAGAUGAUGAUGAUGAUGAUAUAUGCACGUCAAAGUUAUGUGUGCAAAAACACACAUCAAAGUUUCGGGAAACUGUCAAAGAAGAAACUCAAAGGCACAAAGCUCCAAACAAAACCAUGGGACCAGUUAAAGUAGAUGUCCCUUCUCCAGAAAAGUUCUUGCAGAAACACUCAAAGGAACCAAAACUUGCUGACAAGAAACCAUUAAAAAAGCUAUGUGAUGAUCAGAAGAAACCUCGAUUACCACUCAGAACUGAUCACCCAGUCAUGGGGAUUCAGACCAAGAAGAACUUCAUCAAAACCAACGCCGCUGAAACUAUUAUGUCAGUGCCAAAGAAGCCCCAACCAAACUAUGUGGACACAAGAAGAGGAGACAAGCAACUUCUGGACACUUCAGGGCUUGUUCCAAAAUUUACAAAAAAAAAGGACUAUGGACAGACUCCUGAAUAUCUGAUAAAGAGAAAUGAAGAGGUGCAGAGGGCCCAGGAAGAGUAUGAUGCCUAUAUAAAGGAGCGGAUUCAACAAGGAUCAAUGAAGCAGCUCUCUGAUGAAGAAAGGGAUGCAGUUCUCCAGGGUCUAAAGAAGAACUGGGGGGAGCUCCAUCACCAAUACCAGGGCAUCUCUGUAGUCACUGACACAACACCAAAAAAGUACCGCAAGGAAAGGCUGGAGACAGAGAUGAAACAGCUGGAGAAAGACAUUGAUAUGAUUGAGAGACACAAAACGAUCUACAUUGCAAAUAAAUGA